This is a messenger RNA of Musa acuminata AAA Group (dessert banana), 2827 nucleotides long. RefSeq lists its product as uncharacterized. Bases 268 to 2427 code for a protein of 719 amino acids. The record is from RefSeq and is a predicted model, not a curated record. The transcript is spliced from 13 exons. NCBI's taxonomy places the organism in Eukaryota, Viridiplantae, Streptophyta, Magnoliopsida, Zingiberales, Musaceae.
AAAGUAGAGGGGUGCGACCGUGCGAGAGAGCAAGAGGGGCCGUUUCGAGAAGCAUAUGGCCGCUGUUUGGGGGAGGGAGAAGGUUUCGAUCUUUCCGUCUAUUUGGAUCGCUCCGCACUCGCUGCUACCUUAGUGGGAUCUGAUUGAGCAGAGGAGAUUCUAGAAAUCGAAUGGGAAUCUUCGUUGCUUGAAGUCGGCCGCUGGAUUCAAGGCGGUGAGAGGAGAAGGUGCCUGCGGAGAAGAUUUGGCCGUGUGAUCGCUGAGUCCAUGGUGGGAUCAGAUAGAGACAGGCAGCGAUCGCGAGAUUUGAUGCGUGGAACAAGCAGGGCGAGUCGUCUCUCGCCCGCUAAGCGACAGCCAAUCGGCUUCUCCUCGCCAACCGUUUCAAAUGAUAAUGUCCACUUUAACAGUGGAGAUGGAGUAGACACGAAUGCGUCGAUGGCUAGGUGGAAGGACAAGGUCAGGAUUUCAAGGUGGAGAUUGAACAACAAUGAUUCGUCUGGUGAAGUGGGCUGCAGCAGAUCGGAAGGUGAGGAGGCUAAUCCUAUUCGUGCAAUGCUUGGUAGUAUCACCACCGCUAGUCUAACUAGUAGGAAGACAGUUGGGCUCCAUGAAAAGGUAGCUGAGGAUAGCGAUAUUGUCGAUCCUGCAUCUGUGCCAAGGAAAUUGAGAUCAGCUAUCAACAAACGCGGCAGUCAGACAUCACCUAAUGAAGCAACAGUUACAAAGAAGAAACAUCAUUGUACUUCUAAUGGUCUCCAGGUGCUGCAUGGGGAUGGCGGAAGGAGGUGCAAACAAAGCAUGCUGUUUGACUCACUUACCAAGGAUGAAGAGAUAGCCGUUGAUGCUUUAUGUACAUUAUCUAGAAUGCCACCUCUAUGCAAGCAAAUUCCACUACAGGAAUGGAGUAGAGUGUCAGAUGAUUGUCAGGAUAUCGAUGCAACCUCAGGCCAAUGUUUAGAAGAUAUAAAAGAGGAGGAUAAAAAUGUUUUGCAACAAAGCACUGUCUGUGAAGUAAGGACUCUCUCUUUUAUGGAAAAGCCAUUUAAAGAGACAAUAAAGGAUGGACAUGCUCCUUCCAGACAACCUAUCACAGUUUGUGGAAAGCCAACUUAUGAUUCCAAUUGUACUAGAACUCCUGAACCUGGUGGUCACAUAGCUCCCUUGUCCGAGAAUGAACACCCAGGGAAUACUCCUUUCAGAAAUCUUAUGAAUUCUUCAAGCCCUUCAGGAAUCUUGCCUCACAGUUGUAAUGGAAUCAGGGCACUGCAACCGACUCAAUAUGAUGAUAUAACAGCCCUUCCACCAUGCAAAUUAGAUAUGUCACUACAGAACGGAGAUGCUGGAUCGGCUUCGCUGGGACAUGAAGUUCAACAAGCAGAGCAUGGGAGUCAAAGUUGUGCAAAACUUGUCUAUGUGGAAGGGGCUAUUCCACCACAUGCCCAGGCCUCAAGCGAUUGUGCAGAGUGUCCUGAACUUAGCACUAUUACUGCUAGACUUGCUUCAAAUGGAAUUGACCAUCCAACUAAGAAGGUUCUGAUCGAUGUGAAGUCGGAUACAAAAAACUGUGCUACUCAUGUAUUCAUAUGCAAUCUUAUCAAAUGCUAUCAAAAUAAGGGGAAUCAACGGACAGUGUCACUGUCGUCCGAGGAACCAAAGUCCAGGAAUGAGUCAAAUUUGCAUGCAACAUUAAACAAUGAUAUAUCUGGGUUACGAAGUGGAUCCAACAGUGUGACAUCUGCUGCUACCAAUGGUUCUAUAGUUGAGAGAAAUACACAUGGAGGAAGAAAUGAAAUUCGAUGUAGCAAAACAUUUAUGCCAGCUCACCUGUCUUCAGUCUCAUUAGAAGUCAAGCAAAAGCGGACCUGUGACUUCCUCUCCUUAUCAGCUGGUGGUGUUGCUAGUACUUCUCCAAAUGGAAUGCAACAUCCUGGGAAGCUUGUUUCUCCUUUUUUGCAUGCUCAGGUUCCACACCAUUCUCUCAUGCCAUAUCCUUUCCCUCGUGUACCAUAUGGCCCACCUUACCCAGAGAAGGUAGCACCACCUGCAGCUACUCAACAGGCACAACUACAAGUAGCACAUUACGGAGGCAACCCAUUCUAUGGACUUAAUAUGGACAACACUAUAGGCAAUAUACAGCUGCAGCAACAGCGCCAGCAGCAACAGAUAUGGCAAGCCCAUCUUGCAAACUACAGGGUUCCUGUAGGCGUUUCAGUGUUGCAGAACGAGCAACUCCGUGAUUCAUCUGGUCCCAUGUCCCAAAGGGUUCAAGCUUCAUCGACUUUGUCUCCUUCCUGUUUGCAAAUACAAGGUGGAUCCAGUCACCGACCUAUCUUUCAGCAACAACACCAUCUUCUUGCUAAUGGUUCCCCAUCAUCUUCCAAAGUGAAGCCUCAUCAACACCAACAAUUCGGAGAUAUGCAUUGAGUAGAUCCAAUCAUGAAGCUUCUUUGCGAUGAUGGGAGUCGCUAGCUAGCGAAGACUAAAAUGAUCAAAUAGGAUGAGAAACCCAUUUAUGAAGACUGCUCAUCAUAUGCUGGAUCAAGCAUGAUGGUUUAAAUGGGAAGACAACAUGGUCAUGUGUUACUAUAGUAGCAUUCUUUUUGUGCAAAAGCAAUGUGUGUAGCACAUCAUAAUUUAGUUUAGUCUAAAAGAUGGGAGGAGAAAAAGGAGGCCUCUCAUGGUAAUAUAUGAUUAUUCUCUGUGUUGAUUCAGUAUGUUGCAACUAAUUCUGAUGUGAAAAGCCAUCGCUAGCAGAUGUAAAGAUGGUUUUUGAGUUUCUUUUGUCAACGUUGCCAAUUGAAUAUGAUUUUGACUUACAGCUGCA